CAUAUUAAACGGCAAGAUUGGUCUUGCAAAGAGUCCCACAUGCGAUUUCACAAAUAUUAGACGCGAAUAACGAUUUCUCUACCUUUCUUCAAGUUGAAGGGGAAUCCAAGAAUUCACAACUCGGUCUAGCGAAUAACAAUGGCCGAGAAUGCCAAUUUAUCGAAGUGGCUGGGUGGCUAUUAUAUGGUCGUGCUGAAGGAACCUUUCGGCCAACGUAUUCAGGGAAUUCUAACAGGUCUUGUUCCCCAACAACACCUUACGCUAGACCAAGCCUUCGGGGUAGAUACAAACCAAUUCUUCGGCCGAAUAGUCAUCAGCGCGAAUAACGUUAGCGAUAUUUCCCCAACCCCGAACCCUACUCUUGCCACUGCUGAAACUACACCUACGUCGACAACGGCACCUCCUUCGGCCUUCCAAGAUCCUGCAAUUCUAAGCUUGACUCCGAAGGCAAACACGGCUCCUCGUCGUGAUCCACGCUAUCAUGCCCAACCUAAUAUCGCAGAGAAACGAGAUCCAGUCAUACCUAAUCCUGCCGAUCGCUUGACAUAUUCUUCCCCUGAUGAGGCGACCGACGCAGCUGCCACUGUUACACUCAGUGCUUCUACGGCUAAACUACGCAUAUCCCCGACUCCCCAUUCCAGGAGAAAUACUAUAACAGAACCCAAAGCCCAAGUCGCUCCUAUUAUACCCAACGAACCAUCUGACUCCCGAAAGGACAACCGGAGGGGCGCACGAGGUAGGGGCCGACGUAGAAACAAGGUAGCUGAUGGCAAUGGCUCCCCUGCACAGCAGACCAGCCGAGGGGCAGGUUGGAGAGAGACGCCCAUCCUUGAAUCUACUAAGUCGUUCCAGCCAUUUGCGUCGCUGAAGAAGAGCCAGAAAAGUAAAGUGGAAGGAAAUGCCGAAAAUGGCUGGGCUUCGGAGGACGUUACGGACGUACAAGAAGCCGGCGACUUUGACUUUGAAGGGGGCCUUGCCAAAUUCGACAAGAGGAAGAUCUUUGACGAGAUGAAAGAGCAGGACGAAAUUGAUGAAGCUGAACGCCUGGUAUCACAUAACCGUCUUCCUCGACCGAAGCCUGGAACGGCUGGCGGAAAGAACCUUCAUUAUAGCGAGAAUGUUUUGGAUCUGCCUUCGUCGGCAUCUAAACCAAAAGAAGCCCCUGGCGACUACUGGAAGAGUGAAGCUGAUGAUGACCUCGCCAAUGGAGGCGACCGAGCAAGCGUAGUAGAGGGUAGUGGGCGCAGUUCUCGACUCCGUGGUGAUUCACGAUUGUCCAUGACGCGACGUUCGCAGUCUCGCAAGGCCAGCACCACAGCAAGUAUUGCUGGCUCGAGUCGAGUCAAUUCAGGGGGCACUUCAACCCCUAGCGGAUUCUAUACCGUAAAUUCCAAUCGCCGAAUCGAAGCUAUCGCUCACCUCCCGAUGCAGACGCUCGAGAAUGUGGCACGUCAUGAAUUUGGUUUCAGUGAGGAUCUUCUAGCCGAAAAUGCAGGCCGUGGCAUCACAGAAGUCGUAAUGCGUGUUCUUGAUGAUCCCGCUAUUAGACUUCGUGCGGCCGCUGCGUCGCCGCCCAGUAUGACUACCGUCGUUGUUCUCGCUGGUAACAAUAAGUCAGGAAUUCGUGCCUUGGCAGCUGCUCGCCACCUUCGAAACCACGGGAUUAAUGUCUUAGUGUGCGUGGUUGGUAUCGAACGAGAGCGAGAACUGUUGGAGGAUAUUAGAAAGCAAGCUCGCCUCCUCCGCAACUUUGGCGGCAUCAUCUUCAGCAAGUCGGAGCUUUUUGAGCAUGUCAGCCAAGCUAGUAACACAUUAGAGACGGCUUCGCAAGGCUUCGUCACCCUGAUCAUCGAUGCGCUCCUAGGACUUACGACCCCAUUUGAAGAACUCCGAAAGUCGGACCAGGCCACUACUUACGAACUUAUGGAAUGGUCAAACAGGAAUGAAGCUUUUGUUAUGUCAAUCGAUCUGCCAAGUGGCAUUGAGCCGCAGACUGGCCGUGUUAACGUGAUCGACGGAGCUAAGCUCUACGUCCAUCCCCGUUACGUAGUUGCCCUUGGCGCACCGAAAGUUGGUCUGUUGAAGGCGCUGGAGGCGGCUGAUGACCGAGAUAUCAGUAUGGUAGGGGAAUGGAAGUUGUUCCUUGCUGAUAUCGGGCUGGGACCGGUCAUUUGGCGGAAGGUGGCGACCAAAAUUCGACGCGGUAUUGAUUUUGACGAUAAAUGGGUAUUAGAACUGCGAUACCAACCGGGAGGAGAGGACGACUAGGUCACUACUUUCCGCAUUCAUCUCUGCAUGGAAACCAACUUGCAUUGGAAGUACUUGGUUAUUCAGGAUGAGCAUAUAUCAUCUACAUUUACGCCCCUCGCC
Molecule: messenger RNA, 2370 nt
Organism: Daldinia caldariorum
Lineage: Eukaryota; Fungi; Ascomycota; Sordariomycetes; Xylariales; Hypoxylaceae
Product: YjeF N-terminal domain-like protein
Exons: 3
Coding region: 139-2268 (709 amino acids)
Biological process (GO): P-body assembly; deadenylation-independent decapping of nuclear-transcribed mRNA
Cellular component (GO): P-body
Molecular function (GO): mRNA binding
Source: RefSeq, a predicted model, not a curated record